Messenger RNA from Populus nigra (black poplar), 991 nucleotides. RefSeq names its product RING-H2 finger protein ATL29. Bases 132 to 935 code for a protein of 267 amino acids. NCBI's taxonomy places the organism in Eukaryota, Viridiplantae, Streptophyta, Magnoliopsida, Malpighiales, Salicaceae. The transcript has a single exon. The record is from RefSeq and is a predicted model, not a curated record.
UUCUUUCUUUUUUUCCCCACCUUUUAGAUUCGUUUUCUUAUGGUUAAGUUUCCCUUCAUCCAUGCAAAAACCUGAGGUUUGCAAAAUUCCAAGCUCCGGCCAGCCAUCUAGGCUAAUUAAAUUUCUAAUCGAUGUCAUCUAAUUCUUCAUCAUCCUCAACAACUCUAUCUAUUGGCUCUCCUCUAAUAAGCCUACUUGUAACCGUAAUUCUUAUUGUGGUCUUUUUUAUAGGUUUCUUCUCUAUAUGCUUUUACAGAUGUUUUAUGGAAGGCAUCAUGCACAAUUGGCAUCUCAGGCAGAAUUCACGUGGACUUGUAAACCUGGCCAGUUCGAAAGAAAAUCCUGGACUUGAUUCUUCACAAAUACAAUUUUUUCCUACAUUUACGUAUUCAAACGUCAAAGAUUAUCGACGUGAACAAUAUGUACUUGAAUGUGCUAUUUGCCUGGCAGAGUUUUCUUAUGAUGAUCUACUGCGCCUUUUAACGGUUUGCUACCAUGUUUUCCACCAAGAAUGUAUUGAUCUUUGGCUUGAAGCUCACAAGACUUGUCCGGUUUGUCGUAGAGAUCUUGACUUGCCCAAGGAAACAUUGGAAAAAACUCGGAUACGAGACCACAGAGCGGACAUUAAUGUGCAUGAUGCUAAUGUAACAAAUGCGUUGCUAGAGCAUGCCAUUAGCAUUCAUAUUAGAGAAGAUAGUGGCGAGGAAGGUGGAGAAGGAAAUGACGAAGUAGGAUCGACUCAUGAUGCGGACAGACAAAACGAGGAGCAUAAAAAAAUGUUGGGAUUGUCAAGGUCACACUCGACAGGGCACUCGAUAGUUGCAACUAGAGAAGAAGAGAAUAGAUAUACUUUGCGAUUGAUGGAACAUGUGAAGGUAAAAAUUACUAGGGGACAUUGUGCAACAGGAAGUUGUAUUACAUUUGGGGACUACUAAAGCUUUAUGAAUGAUGGCUAUGGAGAGUUCUCAUGGUGAUCCCAUGCAGGGGUGGA